AUGCUUGAUUUCGUCGCGGCAGCCGCGGAGCCGUCCCGCCUCUCCCACCCCUGCCUCGUCCGUGCGCAGACCCUGAUUCAAGCCGUGAUGCGCCAGCUCGAGAAAGAAUUCUACCAGAUGCUCGCCGCAAACAACGACCUCCUGGACCAGGAACAGCGGCUGUGCAUCGCCCGCGCCAUCGCGGUCGACCCGGAGGUGAUCCUGAUGGACGAACCGUGCAGCGCGCUCGAUCCGAUCGCGACCGCGCGGAUCGAGGAGUUGAUCCACGACCUGCGCGGCCGAUACGCCAUCGCGAUCGUCAUGACCGACCUCCGGGCCAUCGCAGAUACCAUGGUAUUUGCAGGGUAUGGCUUCGAGUGCGUGAGAAUCUACCGGACCCUCCGCAAGUCUGUCGUGGACGAGGAGCUUUAUCGGCACGGUUUCGACAGGUCUCUCAGCUCGCCCCAAAUCAAGAAGAUGGACUGGGUUGUGCUCGAACUAAAAAUUCGAUCAUGGCUCGGCGCUUGCCGUGUCGCGGUGCGUACUCUGUUUCAUCGCGAGCGUGUUCUCAUCGACCACGUCUUCUCCAACUCAAACAUUGCCCGAGAGGCCGUCUUCUCCAGCGUCGUCGGCGAUGCCGCCCUUCAGUUCUUUGCAUUUCCGGAGUGGGCGGCCAAAUCAAAAUAG
Messenger RNA from Zingiber officinale, 666 nucleotides. RefSeq names its product exocyst complex component EXO70H1-like. The transcript has a single exon. Gene Ontology annotation, cellular component: exocyst. NCBI's taxonomy places the organism in Eukaryota, Viridiplantae, Streptophyta, Magnoliopsida, Zingiberales, Zingiberaceae. The record is from RefSeq and is a predicted model, not a curated record. Gene Ontology annotation, molecular function: phosphatidylinositol-4,5-bisphosphate binding. Gene Ontology annotation, biological process: exocytosis. The coding region runs from base 1 to 666 and encodes 221 amino acids.